Gongylonema pulchrum is the source of this 270-nucleotide messenger RNA. NCBI's taxonomy places the organism in Eukaryota, Metazoa, Nematoda, Chromadorea, Rhabditida, Gongylonematidae. The record is from the annotation of a GenBank genome assembly.
AUGCUGCAACUGUUACUGAAAUUCAACGAUAACGUUCGACAUCUCAUGGUGGUUCCGUUGCAGACUGCUGGAUGCUGUGCGUCUAGAAGAGUGCCAAGUGGCGCUAGUCAUUAUCGGCAAGUGAACUUACGUUUAUCUCAGAUCUAUCUCAGAAUCAGUCAGAACAAGCGCAUCAAAGAUUUUCUUGUCAAUUCACUUACCAAUGUGCAUGUAAGUCAACUUCGUGAAGUGCUGACACAAGAGCCGGAAGACCCGGGUCAGUUUUAUUGA